ACCAACGUUUGGAUCGAUAUCUGCAUCGAUCUGCCCACCCUUGUCUCCUGGAUCGUAGCUGAGAUCAGCGUGAACCACGUGGGUCUCUGCUCCCUGAUCUGUUUCCUGUGUUUGGAAAGAGUUCCAGCUUCAUCACGGAGUUUCUCUCGGUUUGUGGGCUCAUCUAAAGCUGAUCAGCAGGAGGAGAAGAGUCUGACGGAGCAGCAGAGGAACAUUUUCAGCCAUCUGGACUCAGCUGAGUCACUACAGAGGAAACAAUGAGCUCGACACAGAAGGACCAACAUGGACCGAGCAGUCAGCGCUCUCAGGAGGCCGACAAACCUCACAGAAGAAAGGAAGAGAAAAAAUACAGCUGUGACGACUGUGGGAAGGAUUUUACCCAGUCUGGAAGCUUAAAAGCACACCAGGUCAUCCACACUGGAGAGAGGCCAUACAAGUGUGAUAUUUGUGGAAGGUCUUUUUCCUCAGCUUCAUACUUAAAAAGACACCAGGUCAUCCACAGUGGAGUUAAAGCGUACAGCUGUGAUCAGUGUGGCAGAGCUUUUACUCACAGUAACAGCUUACAGAAUCAUCUAGUUACCCACUCUGGAAUUAAGGCAUACAGCUGUGACAUCUGUGGAAAAACUUUCAGCCGGAGAGACAGCCGAAAUACACACCUACGCAUUCACACCAGACAUGAUGUGUACAGCUGUGAUCAGUGUGGUAAACUAUGUUUAACAGGCACACAGUUACAACGCCACAUGUUUACCCACUCUGAGGAGAGACCUUAUAAAUGUGACCUGUGUGAGAAGACUUUUAAAGCGCCACGUAACCUGAAAGAACACCAACAGAUCCACACCAGAAAGAGACUCUACAAGUGCAGUUACUGUGAGAAGCAGAGUGACACAGAUGGAUCCAGUUCUCAACCCUGUCAUCACUGUGGUGGUGGGAAAGACUUUCAUUGUGACCUUUGUGGGAAAACUUUCAGUUGGCAAGGCUCCCUUAAAACACAUCAACGUAGACACACUGGAGACAAACUGAAAUACUGCAAAGAAUGUGGGAGAAGCUUCACCAGAUCAAGUGACUUAAAACGACAUGAACUCAUUCACAGUGGGGUUAAAAAGAACCUCCGUGAUCAGUGUGGGUCAUCCUUCACCACUGCAGGUCAGCUUAAAACACACAAACGAGUCCACACAGGAGAGAAACCAUACAAGUCCAGACACUGUGACAAAAGCUUCUCACAAUCACAUAGUCGUAACGAUCAUGAACGUGCACACAUGGAAGGAAACUACAGCUGUGACCAGUGUGACAAGAGCUUCAGGAAUUUCACUUCAUACUCCGAACACAAACGAUCCCACGCUGCAAAUAAACCGUUUCACUGUCACCAAUGUGCAAAAAUAUUCACUUCGUUAUCUGCUCUGUACAAACAUCAGCGUGAUCAUGCAGGACUGAAAUCACUCUCAUCUCUGUGAAUCUGCAGAGACAGAAAGAUCCUCUUCUGGUUUCAGGGUCAGACUUAAACCCUUGAGAUCAGGCUCCACAGAGUUCAGGUGAAAUCUCCUGUAAAGAUCUGAUGAGGCAGCUAUGAAUGAAAAUGUGCCUCUCGUUACAUUUUAAGCUUUCUAAACUGUUGUACUGUAGUGUUCGUGUUGAGUGGUUAUUGAAUGCAUUUU
This is a messenger RNA of Pelmatolapia mariae (spotted tilapia), 1652 nucleotides long. Its product is annotated as zinc finger protein 184-like. Gene Ontology annotation, cellular component: nucleoplasm. The record is from RefSeq and is a predicted model, not a curated record. Lineage: Eukaryota; Metazoa; Chordata; Actinopteri; Cichliformes; Cichlidae. Gene Ontology annotation, biological process: regulation of transcription by RNA polymerase II. The transcript has 4 exons. The coding region runs from base 258 to 1451 and encodes 397 amino acids. Gene Ontology annotation, molecular function: DNA-binding transcription repressor activity, RNA polymerase II-specific; RNA polymerase II cis-regulatory region sequence-specific DNA binding.